AUGUUUGAAUAUGUCGGAAAGAGGAAGAGUGGCGAUAUCUUGAUGGGGCUGCUCCAGCUUCCACGCCAGCAAUUCAGAAAUCUCGGGUUGCCCGAAACUUGGGAUUUUGUAACCCUAGCCGUCACAGCAGUUGUAACUUGCCUGCUUUUUUACCUUGCAAUCGCAUCGCGGCAGGACCUGGAUGAUCUCAAGGUUCCUGUUAUUGGGUAUAACAAUCCUUGGGAGCCAAAUAUGUUUGUCCGUCUGAGGUUCAUCCGCGGAAGCAGGUCGAUACUUCGUGAAGGGUAUCGUCAAUACAAACACUAUAUGUUCAAAGUCCGUCGUGUGGGAACCGAUAUCCUUGUAGUUUCCAGUCAAUACAUGGAGGAAAUCCGGCACUUAACGAAAGACGCGACUGGAUCUGUUCCACCACUUGUCAAGGACUAUCCAGGGGAAUGGGUACACGGCACGCCUUUUCUCCGAAGUACCCUACAGAAUGUCGUUCUUCAACAAAAUCUCACGCCAAACCUGCCUGCGAUGAUUCCCACGAUGAUUAAGGAAAUGAAUGCUGCGGUGGAGUCUGAAUUAGGGGCUCAGAAAGACUGGACAAAAGUUGACAUUCAACCUAUCAUUGCCCGCAUCAUCACAAGGAUUACAGGCCAGAUAUUCCUCGGUGAGGUGGAAGGUUCCAAUGAAGAGUGGUUAGACGCUACCAUACAUUACACUGAGAAUAUGUUUCUCACUGGAUGGGUAUUGCGGUUCUUUCCGCGUUUCAUGCGUCCUUUGGUGGUAAUUCUGCUUCCCAGCUAUUAUAGGCUUCUGAAAAAUGUGCACAGUGCACGACGAGUUAUUGGAAGAAUCGUAUCCGAGCGCAGAGCCAUGGAGGCCCAGGGAACGCCAGAGUAUCGGAAGCCUGCCGAUGUCUUACAAUGGAUGAUGAAUGCCGCGACUGGGGAACAGGCUGAGCCGAACGACCUAGCCCAGCGAAUGCUACUUCUUAGUGUCACAUCUAUUCACACGACGACUUUGACCAUGACGCAGACGAUCUAUGACCUCUGUGCGCACCCGGAGUACUUCGAGCCUGUUCGGAACGAGGUGGUUGAAGCUCUCCGCAGACACAGGGGAUGGAACAAGUCUACUCUCACGGAUAUGAGCAAAACAGACAGCCUGCUAAAAGAGACGCAGAGAUUCAGUCCUAUCUUCUUACUGACGUGGAAUCGGAUCACAGACAGGCCAGUCACCCUCUCAAAUGGACUUUAUCUGCCCGCUGGAACUCGAGUUGCAGUACCAUCAAACGAGAUCUUGCAGGAUCCUGCCAAGGUUCCAGGUAUUGACCCUUCAGUUUAUGAUGCUUUCCGCUAUUCUCGCAUACGUGAGGACCAGGGCCAUCCUGGCAAUGCGCAAAAAUACCUCAUGGCGAAGACUGAUCUUGACAAUCUUGCAUUCGGGUACGGUAAAUUUGCUUGCCCGGGUCGAUUCUACGCGGUAAAUGAGAUGAAAAUGAUCUUCGCGCGCAUGUUGCUCUGCUAUGAAUUCAAGUACCCUGAUGGCCAAGGCAGACCACAGAACUUCACUAUUGAUUCAGAUUUGUACCCUGACCCUCUCACGCGCUUACUGAUCCGGCAGCGAGAUUCGAUCGAGGACGGGAUAGAAGAACUUUUGGAAACUUGUUGA
This is a messenger RNA of Aspergillus caelatus, 1653 nucleotides long. RefSeq names its product cytochrome P450. Bases 1 to 1653 code for a protein of 550 amino acids. Lineage: Eukaryota; Fungi; Ascomycota; Eurotiomycetes; Eurotiales; Aspergillaceae. The record is from RefSeq and is a predicted model, not a curated record. The transcript is spliced from 4 exons. Gene Ontology annotation, molecular function: heme binding; iron ion binding; monooxygenase activity.